AUGCACAGUUGUGCCGCGAUUUACUCGAAUUUCGAGGCUUUCAUACCACAAUGGCAUCUCAUUCCGUUAAAUCUUGAUUUCUACUAUUUGAUUAUAAAAUUCGGUGCUGUUGGAUAUGGGAUCUUUGCAACUCUAGUGAUUCUGUUUUGUUUCCCAUUGACUUGGAAGACGAUGAAAGAGCUCUGUUACUAUCGUUUUCUUCCCGAACAUUGGCAACCAAAAGAGGAGACAUCAAAAGUGUCAAUGACUGAAGUGAACACUUGGAUGACACAAGUUUCCUCGAAAUUUCCAUCACUAGAC
Molecule: messenger RNA, 300 nt
Organism: Mesorhabditis belari
Lineage: Eukaryota; Metazoa; Nematoda; Chromadorea; Rhabditida; Rhabditidae
Source: the annotation of a GenBank genome assembly